Molecule: messenger RNA, 1655 nt
Organism: Alosa alosa (allis shad)
Lineage: Eukaryota; Metazoa; Chordata; Actinopteri; Clupeiformes; Clupeidae
Gene: cdc123
Product: cell division cycle 123 homolog (S. cerevisiae)
Exons: 13
Coding region: 24-1058 (344 amino acids)
Cellular component (GO): cytoplasm
Source: RefSeq, a predicted model, not a curated record
UUCUGGCGUGUUUGUUGUACAUUAUGAAGAAGGAGCAAGUUGUCAACUGUCAGUUUUCGGUCUGGUAUCCGAUAUUUAAGAAAUUUACAAUAAAGAGUUUGAUUCUUCCUCUGCCUCAGAAUGUAAUUGAUUAUUUGCUAGAUGAUGGAACACUUGUAGUACCAGAAAGUGCCAGCAACACUCCGCAAACUCAUAACAACACUAGUGACUCUGAAGGAGAUGAUGUUCAGUGGUCAGACGACGAAACAACAGAGACUGUUAAAGCCCCAGAGUUCCCAGAUUUCAAUGCUAAAGUGCUUGAAGCAAUAAAUUCACUUGGUGGGUGCGUGUUCCCUAAACUCAACUGGAGUGCACCACGUGAUGCUAACUGGAUCGCUCUGAACAGUUCCCUGCAAUGCCAGAGCCUCAGUGACAUAUUUCUUCUGUUCAAGAGCUCCGAUUUUGUCACGCAUGACCUCACACAACCAUUCAUCCACUGUAGUGAUCAAGAUUCCCCAGAUCCAACCAUCAGCUAUGAGCUGGUCUUGAGGAAAUGGAGUGAAUUGAUCCCAGGGGGAGAGUUCCGGUGCUUCGUUAAGGAGAGCAAGUUGAUCGGGAUCUCUCAGAGGGAUUACACACAGUACUACCAUCACGUAUCGAAACAGGAAGACAGCAUCUGUCAGUCUAUCCAGGACUUCUUCAGGGACCAUAUCCAGUACAAGUUUCUGGAUGAUGACUUUGUUUUGGACGUCUACCGGGAUAGCUGUGGCCAGGUCUGGCUGAUUGAUAUAAAUCCAUUCGGGCCGGUCACAGACUCCUUGCUAUUCACCUGGGAGGAACUGAGCUCCGGGAGCCGUCUGACCGCUAGUCAGCCACAAGAUGACAUGCCUCAAGAGGAGAGGCCUGCAUUCCGUUAUACUACCAGUGAAGUCACUGUUCAGCCCAGUCCUUGCCUGAGUUACAGAAUGCCACGGGACUUUGUGGACCUGUCCACAGGAGAGGAUGCCUACAAACUUAUCGACUUUCUCAAACUGACCAAAAGACAGCAGGAAGCAGAAGAAUCUGAGGGAGAGGCCUAGAAGAUGUUCAUGCUUCCCUUCUUGUAGACAGACACAUACAUACAGUGCAGUAAAUUAUUGACUAGGUGGAUCCAGAACCACUGUCUUAUUACAGUUCUCAUUCACAUAUCAAGACAAGCUUCAUCCUGUCUUACCUUUGAAAAUCCUUUUCCCAGCUCCUUGCACUUUCAAGUGAGUUUGUGUUUGCUGUUACUUUGUAAAGCUUAGCAGUACCCAUCAUGAUUCUUUACUGGAUCUAGAGUUAUUGUAGUCUUAUGGAUAUAAUGUUUGCUUAACAGGACAGGAAUUUUCUUUUUCCUGAGGAAUAACUCUCCUUUUCUGAGGAACAACCUAAAUAAUAACAAGCGUUUGUGUCUUAGUUGUGCUCUGAUGCAAAAGGGCAUUAAAGCCUAUUGUGUGAACUGAUUAGAUCCCUCCUCACACCAUGUAAAUGUGCAUGCAUUUUUUUUUUGCAUGUAUGUUGACUUUGGUCUCAAAUGGACCAUGGUUAUCUUCUAUCAUCUUUGGGAAGUGGGACUAGAAGAGUGGAGUCAACAUCCACAGUUGGCUUUAGGCUUUUUCAUUAUGGUUGUGAAAUAAACGCUUUUGUGUAAAUUA